CGUGAAACCAGUAGGAACUCAGACCAUUACAUUUUGACUCCUUCAGUGCCGUCUCUCUACUUUGCGAGGGUCUUCGGUGGUCAUGGAGAGCUCCUCUUCCCUGCCGUAUGAGCCUAAUCAAACGACUGGUGGCGCUUCUAAGUUUCUCGCCAAUCUUCCCUCUCGCGGCCUUUUCUCCUCCACCAUCCUGUCCUCCAAUCUGGGUGGGAUGCGCGUCUACAUUUGUGAGCACAACACCUCACCUCCAGAGGGUCAGAAGAUUCAGACAAACCAACAAAACAUACUUAUUAGAUCGCUUUUGCUUAAUGGCAAAAAGGGUGAUUCCAGUUCGAAGGAUGUGAAGACUGCACCCGAUGGCCAUAGAAAGAGGCCUUCCGAAAGAGCUAUAGAUACCAGGGCUUCAGCAAAGAAAGCAAAUACUAAUAUUUCUCGACCAGAGGGAUCAAAUGGACGUGCAGCUGAAAAUAACUUCCAAAAUCUGACCGUAGAGAGGCUCCGAGCCCUUCUUAAGGAAAAAGGUCUUUCACCCAAGGGAAGAAAGGAUGAACUGGUUGAACGCUUGAGAAGUUUAAAUAACUAAGUUCAGUUAAGGUAGUUGAGCCCUCUUCGCAUGUACACAUUGAAAGCAAGCUAGGAGGUGAUUUGUAAUAUAGGAAGAGGCCGGAAAAAUAAGGGUUAACAUAAGAAUAGUGCUUUAUGGGGGGAAUGAUUUAAGUAUCAUAGGAAGAGAAUGAAACAUGCUGACCCUAAAGCCUCCAUUUUGUUGUUUUGUUGUCAAAUAUUAUUUGUUGCUUUUGAUUUUGAAGUUGUAUGUGAAGUCGCACUGUGGUUUACUGUUAUGGACACUUCACCUCUAAAUUUUCUUCAAGUAUAAUGAUGUGAGGGUCAACGCUCAAGGACUUCAAGCUGUUCAAUGAGUUAUUUUUCCCUAAUUUAGUACCUGGACUUGUUUAAUAUAAUUGAUAAUUGGAG
This is a messenger RNA of Rubroshorea leprosula, 972 nucleotides long. Lineage: Eukaryota; Viridiplantae; Streptophyta; Magnoliopsida; Malvales; Dipterocarpaceae. The record is from the annotation of a GenBank genome assembly.